AUGGCCAAUUCAGCUAAUAAAAACUCUGGUACUAAGCUUAGCAAAUUGACCACCUUCCUUCGAAACCUUAUUCUCCCAACCUACCUACCUUGUUUUGGUCCUUUUGGACCCGAGGAGCAUCCGAAGGAUACCCGAGACGUUAUGUUGGUGGCGGUUGCUUUGAUUGCUGCAGUCACCUUUCAAGCCGGAAUCAGUCCUCCCGGCGGAGUUUGGCAAGAUACUACUCUUAAGAACUCUUCUGACGUGGCGGGACCGCCGGCACAGGUUAUAGAGUACUCUUCCGAUCACGUGGCGGGACAGGCUAUAUACUCUUCUCAAAGGGUACCCUAUUUAUUUUUCUUGAUUUGUAACACCCUCGCCUUUUCCUCCGCAAUCUACCUCUUACUAUUUCUCACUUUUGGGUACCCAUUCUUCUUAGAAGUACUCGUUGCCACUUUCUCAAUGUCUGGGACUUAUGCAGCCGCCAUUUUCGCCAUUACACCUAACGAAGAUACGGAUUUUCGUCUCAUCGCUCUUGUUGCCGCUCUGCCGAUCAUCAUAAGGCAGGUUCUCCGUUUCCUGUCAUGGAUGAUCCGUACUAAAGGCUGCGCUUUAAUUAAACAUGAUAGAACCAAUUAA
This is a messenger RNA of Alnus glutinosa, 618 nucleotides long. RefSeq lists its product as uncharacterized. The transcript has a single exon. The coding region runs from base 1 to 618 and encodes 205 amino acids. The record is from RefSeq and is a predicted model, not a curated record. NCBI's taxonomy places the organism in Eukaryota, Viridiplantae, Streptophyta, Magnoliopsida, Fagales, Betulaceae.